This is a messenger RNA of Lagopus leucura (white-tailed ptarmigan), 6824 nucleotides long. RefSeq names its product mitogen-activated protein kinase 8 interacting protein 3 (gene MAPK8IP3). The coding region runs from base 61 to 4119 and encodes 1352 amino acids. Lineage: Eukaryota; Metazoa; Chordata; Aves; Galliformes; Phasianidae. The transcript has 33 exons. Gene Ontology annotation, cellular component: cytoplasm. The record is from RefSeq and is a predicted model, not a curated record. Gene Ontology annotation, molecular function: JUN kinase binding; MAP kinase scaffold activity; kinesin binding. Gene Ontology annotation, biological process: vesicle-mediated transport.
AGCGGAGCGGACCGGAGCGGAUCGUCGCGGGGCGCAGCGCAGCGCUGUGAGGCCGGCAGGAUGCUGGAGAUCCAGCUGGACGAUGGCGGCGUGGGGGGGUACCCGGGCGACGACUAUUGCUCGGGUUCGGUGAUGUCGGAGCGGGUGUCGGGCCUGGCCAACAGCAUCUACCGCGAGUUCGAGCGGCUCAUCCACUGCUAUGACGAGGAGGUGGUGAAGGAGCUGAUGCCGCUGGUGGUGACGGUGCUGGAGAACCUGGACUCGGUGCUGACCGAUAACCAGGAGCACGAGGUGGAGCUGGAGCUGCUGCGGGAGGACAACGAGCAGCUCCUCACGCAGUACGAGCGGGAGAAGGCGCUGCGCAAGCAGGCCGAGGAGAAGUUUAUAGAGUUUGAAGAUGCACUGGAACAGGAGAAGAAGGAGCUACAAAUCCAAGUGGAACACCUUGAAUUUCAGACUCGACAGUUGGAGCUGAAGACCAAAAACUAUGCAGAUCAGAUUUCACGGCUGGAAGAGCGUGAAUCAGAAAUGAAGAAAGAGUACAAUGCUUUACAUCAGCGUCACACAGAGAUGAUUCAGACCUACGUGGAACACAUUGAACGAUCCAAAAUGCAGCAGGUUGGGGGAAAUAAUCAAACUGAGGGCAGUGUACCUGGGAGAAGUCAUCGCCAGUCAUGGAGGAAAAGCAGGAAGGAACGUCCUAACUCUCUGAAUGUCUUCCCCCUCGCGGAUGGCAUGGUACGUGGGCAGAUAGGGGCCAAGAUCGUCCCAACACUGGACCACUGGCACCUGAGUGACCUCGGCCAGCUGCAGUCCAACUCCAGCUACAAGUGUCCCCAGGAUGAAAUGUCUGAAUCUGGGCAGUCCUCAGCAGCUGCCACGCCGAGCACCACCGGAACCAAGUCCAACACUCCCACAUCAUCUGUGCCCUCUGCUGCUGUCACACCCCUGAACGAGAGCAUCCAACCCAUCAGUGAAUACAAUGGCACAACCAAGAGCAACAAGAGGACACGAGAAAAGCGGAACAGCCGGAACAUGGAAGUGCAGGUCACACAGGAGAUGAGGAACGUCAGCAUAGGUAUGGGAAGCAGUGAUGAGUGGUCCGAUGUUCAGGACAUCAUAGACUCCACUCCUGAGCUGGAUAUGUGUCAAGAUCCCCGCCUGGAACGCCCUGGGAACAGCCCAACCCAGGGGAUUGUGAACAAAGCGUUUGGCAUCAACACAGACUCUCUCUAUCAUGAACUUUCCACAGCAGGAUCUGAGGUGAUCGGGGAUGUUGAUGAAGGAGCAGAUCUGCUAGGGGAGUUCUCAGUACGGGAUGAUUUCUUUGGAAUGGGCAAAGAAGUGGGCAAUCUGCUGUUGGAGAACUCACAGCUACUGGAGACCAAAAAUGCUUUGAACGUUGUGAAGAAUGAUUUGAUUGCCAAGGUGGACCAAUUGUCUGGAGAACAAGAAGUACUGAAAGGAGAGCUUGAGGCAACAAAGCAAGCCAAAACCAAAAUGGAAACGAGAGUGAAGGAGCUGGAGGAAGAGCUGAAAAGAGUGAAAUCUGAAGCGAUUGUUGCCCGUCGAGAGCCCAAAGAAGAGGUGGAGGAUGUAAGCAGCUAUCUCUGUACAGAAUUGCAGUGCUCCUCCCCUCUGCAGGACAACAUUCCCAUAGCUCAGCGCCGGCGCUUCACCCGUGUAGAAAUGGCCCGGGUUCUGAUGGAGCGCAAUCAAUACAAAGAGAGGUUGAUGGAGCUCCAGGAGGCUGUCAGGUGGACUGAAAUGAUCAGAGCUUCCCGUGAGCACCCGUCCGUCCAGGAGAAGAAGAAGUCCACCAUUUGGCAGUUCUUCAGCCGUCUGUUCAGUUCCUCCUCAAGUCCCCCACCAGCAAAGAGGACCUACCCAUCUGUGAACAUCCACUACAAGUCUCCAACCACAGCAGGGUUCAGCCAGCGACGCAGUCACACCAUGUGCCAGAUCUCCUCUGGCAGCCGCACCCUGGAGUUCUUCCCUGAGGAUGACUGCACGUCCUCGGCACGCCGCGAGCAGAAGCGGGAGCAGUACCGCCAGGUCCGGGAGCACGUGCGGAACGAUGAUGGGCGGCUGCAGGCCUGCGGCUGGAGCCUCCCUGCCAAGUACAAGCAGCUGAGCCCCAAUGGUGGUCAGGAAGAUACUCGCAUGAAAAAUGUCCCUGUGCCUGUAUAUUGUCGCCCACUUGUAGAGAAGGACCCAACCAUGAAGCUCUGGUGUGCAGCUGGAGUCAAUCUCACUGGAUGGAGACCAUUGGAGCAGGAGGCUGGGAAUGGGCAGAAACUGGAUCCUGGACGGGAUCCUCUUACCUGCGAUCGGGAAGUGGAGGGUGAGAACAACAAAAGUAACCAUACAUCUCCUGAAAAGAAAAAGGCAAAGGAGUUCCAUGAAAUGGAUGCCACAUCCAGUCGUGUCUGGAUCCUCACCAGUACCCUGUCAACAAGUAAAGUUGUAAUCAUUGAUGCCAAUCAGCCUGGCACAGUGGUGGACCAGUUCACUGUCUGCAAUGCUCAUGUGCUCUGCAUCUCCAGCAUCCCUGCGGCCAGUGAGAGUGAUUAUCCUCCAGGAGAGAUCUUUCUGGAGGGCGAUGUAAAUCCUGAAGAGUCAUCUGGAACAGAUGGUGUCUUGGCAGGAAUCACUCUGGUGGGCUGUGCAACUCGCUGCAAUGUGCCACGAAGCAACUGUUCCUCGCGUGGUGACACACCUGUGCUGGACAAAGGACAGAGUGAAGUGGCUGCUGUCUGCAAUGGGAAGAUCAACCAAUCUCAGUCUACAGAGGAAGCAACAGAAGCUACAGAGGUGCCAGAGAAUGGUACAAGUGAGACAGAGCCCAUUCAAGCCCGUUCUGGACCCCUCACAGAGCACGUAUUUACGGACCCAGUCCCUGCACAGGCACCUCUUCGUCAGAACGGAGAGAAUGGGCAGCUGAAAACAGAGUCAAGCACAGCACUGCCAGAUCAGGAGCUGAAUGGGGAUGCUGCUGGGACGUGCACCAGUGCUGCACCCACCAUGUGGCUGGGAGCACAGAAUGGCUGGCUUUACGUGCACUCUGCUGUAUCGAACUGGAAGAAGUGUCUGCACUCGAUAAAGCUAAAGGACUCCGUGCUGAGUCUAGUGCAUGUGAAGGGAAGGGUCCUUGUUGCUCUGGCAGAUGGAACACUGGCCAUAUUCCACCGAGGAGAAGAUCGUCAGUGGGAUCUCAGUAAUUACCACCUAAUGGACCUUGGUCACACUCACCAUUCUAUCCGCUGCAUGGCUGUUGUGUAUGACAGAGUCUGGUGUGGCUACAAGAACAAAAUCCAUGUUAUUCAACCUAAGACAAUGCAGAUUGAGAAGUCCUUUGAUGCCCACCCUCGGCGUGAGAGCCAGGUGCGACAGCUGGCGUGGAUUGGAGAUGGAGUGUGGGUUUCCAUCCGCCUGGAUUCCACCCUGAGGCUUUACCAUGCCCACAGCCAUCAACAUCUGCAGGACGUUGACAUUGAGCCUUAUGUCAGCAAGAUGCUAGGUACUGGAAAAUUGGGCUUCUCAUUUGUACGGAUUACAGCCCUGCUCAUUGCUGGCAAUCGUCUCUGGGUAGGAACAGGGAACGGCGUUGUCAUCUCCAUUCCACUGACUGAGACUGUAGUCCUCCACCGAGGCCAACUCCUUGGGCUCCGGGCCAACAAGACCUCACCCACCUCCGGAGAGGGCAGCCGCUCUGGCGGGGUCAUCCACGUGUAUGGUGAUGACAACAGUGACAAAUCUGCCAGCAGUUUUAUUCCCUACUGCUCCAUGGCUCAGGCACAGCUCUGUUUCCAUGGUCACCGUGAUGCUGUCAAGUUCUUUGUCUCUGUGCCUGGCAACGUCCUAGCAACUUUGAAUGGGAGCGUGUUGGACAGCCCCUCGGAGAACCCCAGCACAGCAGCCACAGAGACCGAGGGGCAGAAGCUGAAGAAUGUCCUGGUGCUGAGUGGAGGAGAAGGGUACAUUGAUUUCCGGAUCGGGGAUGGAGAAGAUGAUGAGACAGAGGAGAAUGCAGGAGAUGCCACCCAGGUGAAGCCAGUACUUUCUAAGGCAGAAAGGAGCCACAUUAUUGUGUGGCAGGUAUCCUAUAUCCCAGAGUGAGAAUUUCUCCUUUCCUACCAAUGUAAGUGUCCCUGUUCCCACCUGAAUGCCACGAUGUACAUACAGAACGCCUGCAUUAUACCUACUGCUGGAAACCGACCCCAGACAACUGCAGCGGCUCCUGCCUCAGACUGUGACCCCUUUGUAACCUCUGAACUUGCAGCUUUCAUCUUGGGCCCAUGAGCUUUCUGCGUGGUUGGAUUAUUAUUGUUCUGCUCUGGAGCUGGCGUCUACAAGGAGAGAAAUGGCAGCGCGUUGAUAAAAGUGAAGCUUGGAGCCAGAGCUGUGCAAAAGCUUUGCCUGGGGCUGGGGAGCUGGACAGGUGGUGGGUCUGGUUCUCCAGCAGGAUGCCUUGCUCCCAUCUGCAUGAGAAGUAGUGCAGCACCCUGGCAUCCCCGCCAAAGCAGCGAUGGAGGAUCACAACUCCUACAGCACCCCAGAAGAAAUCCUUCCUUGUUCACCAGUGGACUUUCCACCUUAUCCACUAUGUGCACCUGAGCAUAGAAUAAUAUCCCACAGACUGACAGCAGCCAGGUCCAAGGAGCCUUCAAUAGAAAGGAAUGUCGAGGUUGGGAAGCGCUUCUGCUGUUUGGCUGGAGAAGGUGGCAGGGCUGUUAGUGGGGGGAACACAUCCUCCACACUUGCAGAUGGAAAGUCUCCCUCCUCUUCUGCUGCUUUUGUCAUAGCAGUAGUGUGCUGGGUGACUGCAUGUGUCCAGAGGGGAUUGUUUGGUAGCCUCAGGUGGGUGACAGAUGGUUGAUUGUGGAGGCCGUGGGGCCUUUCAAAACUAUUAACAAAGAAGUACUGGAACCCUGUUAUUUUAAAGGGGGAAAAGGCAGUGAUAUUUUAACUCCCUUCUCUAAAAAAAAAAAAAAAAAAAGUCAAGCAGGAAAGAAUUGAGUUCAUUCGUUUUGUGAGCCUGAAAGCUUUAGGAGAAAGUUAUCUCUACAUAGGAUUUACUGGCUUUUAAAAUAGAGGCAGUGGCAGAUAAUGUUCGUCUGCUGUGAAUUCUGCAUUAACACACUGAGAUUACUUCGACUCAUCAGGAUCCCAUCCUGCUGGGAACUGCUGGCAUCCUGCUGGAAGGAGGUGGCUGUUUUCCUUUAAACAGUGGCUGUCAGGUUAGGAAAGACUGUGUAGGUGCAGUCAAGGUGUACAGGCUGUGUCUUGCCUGAGGUCAUGCAGAUAAGGGAAUUGAGGCCAGAUCUCCCAGCUCCUUUUACUCAGCAUCACAAGCACUGAUUGAAUUGGUUAGUGAGUGGUUUGAAAAGCUGGAUCUCUGUUACUCCUCUAAAGAAUGACAGCCUCUGAGAGAAAUUCUGACUGCGCUCCUUGUGCAAGCUGCGUGUCCUGCUUGUAGGAGAAGCAGCCGAAAACGCAGCCAGAGAGAACAGUUUUAAGCUCCAUAUUGAAAGUGUGGCAGCUCCAGAUGUAGAGGCAGUGGUUUGUUUUCCCCUUCUAACAGUUGCAGCAGUUCCUUCCUCUACAAAGAGCUGUUAGCAAUGAAUUUAGAAGAUCCUGGUGGCUGUCUUGUUGGUUUCCUGAGCUGUGCAGCACUGUGGAUCUCCCAAGGAUGUCCACCUCCAUCUCUGAGGAACAAGACCUGUGCUGCUUGUCAUGGUCCAGGCUGCUCCCAAGCCUUGUGGUCUGCAGCUGUUUGUGUGCUGCAGGAACACAGCAUUCACUGGGGAAGUUUUAACACCUGUCCUCAUUCAGCAACCCUGAAAUGGUCUUUGGAUGCUCAGUUCAGAAAAGGCUGGGGCACACAGUUCCCAUCCAGGGAGGCAAGAAGACAUACACAGGGUGCAGAGGCCUCAGCCAUCAAAGUAUGUGGCCACGGUGCUGCCCACACUGCCUGAGCAGCUGGUGAUGUGAGGACCCACACUGCUCCUUGCAGAGGUAGGAAGCUAGCUGGACUGUAUCUUCAAUCCAGGAUCUGUGGCUUGCAUUUGGCUGACUCUGCAAGCAGCCAUUCAUGUAGAGGAGAAUAUUUGAGAGGAGACAUCUCACCUGGGGCAGCGCUCACUCAUCCCCAGAAUGCUUUCUUCUAGAACAGGCUCUCUGGGUCACAGCACAGGGUGCAGUAACAGAUGUUGAGACAGCAGAUUCCACAGAUAUCUAACAGUUAGAGCCAGGAAAAUGGCAUACUUUGGUGUCAUUUAAAGGCAAAUGCAAUUCUUUAGGCAUGUCAAACCUUCAGCGUGAAAAUACAGGAUUGCAACGUUCUUACCUCUUACAAUUUGUUCUCUAUCUGGUUUUAGCAGUAAAAGUGACAAUAUUCAGUCUUCUGUCACCCACUGGUCCAUGGCAACAUGAGGAAACCACUCUUGGGCCUCUGCCAGCAGGUUCCUUCCCAGUUUGGUGCUUGGUUUCCUCCAGGAGAAGCACAUGUGUCGGAGGGGUGGCUCCAGCUCAGCCUCUGCUAUCAGCUCCUGUUGGGAUGUGGUGGCUGCUGGGCAGCAAGGUGAGAACUGACUGGCUUCAACACACUUCCCUGUCAUAUCUCCACUGUGAUGUAUGUAAAGUAUCUUGUAUGUUACAAAAGGAUUUUAAAAAGUGUCUUAAGGCCUGUAAACUCCGCUGUUUGGUCUGAAGAUGGCAUUCUGUAAAGAGACCGCUGUAUGAAUACGUUCCCAUGCUUUUUUCCCUACGCUAUCAAACAACAAACCAUAUCUGUUCUGUAUGUAAUAAAUGUGUUAACAUCA